Messenger RNA from Varroa destructor (honeybee mite), 2366 nucleotides. RefSeq lists its product as uncharacterized. Gene Ontology annotation, molecular function: DNA-binding transcription factor activity, RNA polymerase II-specific; RNA polymerase II cis-regulatory region sequence-specific DNA binding. Gene Ontology annotation, biological process: regulation of transcription by RNA polymerase II. Lineage: Eukaryota; Metazoa; Arthropoda; Arachnida; Mesostigmata; Varroidae. The record is from RefSeq and is a predicted model, not a curated record.
GACGGGACCAGGCUUAGAUUCGGAAAUAUGCUACACGGGCAGCUGCUUGCCAUCCGCUCUUGAUGUCUGUUAUUGCCUCGUCAACAAGCUUUCUGCAGACAUAUGUGGAGCUGGAACAAAUGGCAAUGGAACAACAGUAGGCGGAAGCUUGAGCAGUUGUAACAACAAACUAUCAACGGGUCCAACUGCUCCUCCGUUGUCCCAUUUAUCUCCAUCAAGGCUGGACGCAACGAGUGGCAGUUUGAUGGCUAUGAGUUCUCUGUUUGCCAAUGGAGAUGCUGCAUCGCCAAUUUCGGCAGGCGACCUGCUUUUGUUCAAUCAGCAACUGGAUGUUGUAAAUCGAAAUUUGCCGUCAGGGUCCGCUGCAGCGUUUUCAUCACAGACACCACAGCUGGAUCAGCGGGAUCCCACAACGGGUCGCUAUGUGUGCAAGUACUGUACAUAUUCGACAGUGCAACGAACGCAUCUGGCUCGGCAUGAGCGUUCGCACACGGGAGAACGUCCUUUCAAAUGUCAAUUUUGCCCAUACUCAGCUACCCUGAAGACAUGCCUCAUCAACCAUGAAAGGACACACACUGGAGAAAAACCAUACAAAUGCAAGUACUGCUCGUAUUGUGCCUCGCAAAAAGUCACUCUGGAAAGACACCAGAAGACGCAUUUUAAGGGUCAUCAGCUGUCACUUCUUGAUGCGGGCGGCACCAUACAUCCGCUCGACUUUUCUCCGGAAAAUCCAAGUCCUCCGAAUGUCUGAAGCGACGUGAGACUGGCCUUGUACUGGCGAUACCCGCCACACACAUCCGUAGGGAACUUACCCACCUUACAGGCCAGACAUCGUGCCUAAUAUAACGGCAGUUAAGUUAAUGUUUGUUGAUCAAGCUUUUCCCAAGAAGAAACUGCUCUCUGACGGACCUUUGUGCCUAGUGUAUGCUACUGUUAGGGAGAAAAGCGAAUGGUGUGUCCGGGCCAAAAGUAUGGAGGGUCACCAAAGCAUAGAGCACCGGACCAUUCGGAACGUGAUCUCCUUUAAAUCGCAACAUUAGAUACCAAACGAAUUAACUUUAGAAUCAGCAUUGUUGUUCUGUCCGGCUGCUUAGGCUUCUAUUGAAAAUCCGAUGCGUUUUUAGGUGACCAUGGCCCAUGGUGAAUAUAGCGCUCUGACAUCGUUUGAAAAACCUUUACACACCGGCCAAAAUGUCAGAGCAGUGAACCCGGACUGCCCGAGGUGUAGACGAGUUUCUGUGUCUGCCUCACUCAAGCGGAGACGAUUUUCGCAGUAGAGACCCUCCAUAGAAACGGGUAGUGCUCGUUACCGAACAGCUAAAGCUCUCUGAGGAUUGGACAGCAUGUAUUCACCUCAUAUAGAAACUCAUUAUUAUUUAUGAAAAUGUUAUUCAUCUCUUUGGGGGCAUUCGCGGCCACGAAAGCUGGACUUGCACCAAGUGCGCACACGUUAUCUACGAUCAGCGCAAGCAACGGACAAAUCCGUCUAAGUAGGCGCUAAUAUAUUAUUUUUUCAUGUCUUGGUUGCCGCUUAAAAACCUCCGUAUGGAUUAAUAUGGCUUGUUUGUUUCUAUAGUGACGACUGAGCUCUCACGAUGCUCCAGAGUCGUCAGUCCUCUCUCAAACAAAACAACGACUAUGACUGAUUAGUGAUUUCUGAAAUGGAAUCCGAUCAUUCUAGUGUAUAAUCGAACAUAUACACAUUUACAUUGUAGAUGACAUGUAAUAGAACAGAUAGAUAAUAUGCCUUGAAUGUCACCACCUUUGAAUAUUAUUCCGUAGUAUUAUCAUUAUCCGUGAGUACCUACACGUAUCACGGAGAUUACCCUUAUUAUAUUACUAUUGCAACUGAUAUUCGUAAAUUUCAAGUAUUGUUAGAUAAACGAAAGUCUACCUCUUUUGCGACAAGCACACCACCUUUCACGAUUGAAGCGAGCUUAGUUUCAGAUGCGCUGUUACCCAAAGUUUUGUACGCGCUCAUAACGGUUACAUGACCCAUGCCGACGACUGUGUUCAUUGUGUAUAAUGUAACAGCAGAGAAAAAUAAUAAGGCAAAUAACAGUAUACAUAUAGAGUAAAUGUUAUUGCUGCCGCUGGUGUACUUCAUACUCGUGUCAUCAGCGAAUCAUAUUGUGUUCAGAUCGUUUAUGCAGUUAUAAUUUCCCCUAUUGUGUCUCGAGUCCUCUGCAUGGAAUUGCGUUCAUGUAAGUAUAGAAAAGAAAAAAAAGUGACCACGAACACAUUUACUUUUUUUAAAUUAAGGACAAUAAUAACUCAUCCUACAUCAACCCAUCUAAUUUUUUUCCAUUCAUACGUACAUUAUUUGCUAGUAAUAACGGAAAUGCAUGUGACAUAUACAAACGUAA